This is a messenger RNA of Gadus chalcogrammus (walleye pollock), 4267 nucleotides long. RefSeq names its product phospholipase A2, group VI (cytosolic, calcium-independent) (gene pla2g6). NCBI's taxonomy places the organism in Eukaryota, Metazoa, Chordata, Actinopteri, Gadiformes, Gadidae. The transcript has 18 exons. Gene Ontology annotation, molecular function: protein binding. Gene Ontology annotation, cellular component: mitochondrion. Gene Ontology annotation, biological process: cardiolipin acyl-chain remodeling; positive regulation of ceramide biosynthetic process. The record is from RefSeq and is a predicted model, not a curated record. The coding region runs from base 120 to 2501 and encodes 793 amino acids.
GGUUGUUGACGUUGACGUCAGGACUCAGAAGUCAACUCCACGGUGGGCAAGAAGCAGCCCUACCAACAGCAUCAAGCUCAUUCUAAACUAAUGCGAUUACACUCACUGGAGAGGUGACCAUGCAGUUUCUGGGUCGGUUGUUAGACACGGUCUCGUCCGUGUCGUCCAAUCUCUUCUCCAACCCGUACCGUGUGAAGGAUGUGCCGCUGUCCGACUACGGCACCGGAGGCAAGGUCCGGCUGAAGGAGGAGGGUCGUAUGGUUCUGUACCGGAACCCGGCCUGUCAGUCAUGGGACUGUGUGCUCAUGUGUCCGGAGAAUCCCACUUUGGCUAUCAGGCUGUUCCAGGUGCCAGCGGAGGAGGACGCCCUGAACUGGUUCCCGCAGUACGCCCUCAAGCUCCGCCCCUUUUACGAGACCCUACACCUGAAGGCGGAGAGCACUCAGCCAAUCGUGGACUGCCUCCGCAGCCACCCGGACUGGAGCUCCGCCCACAUUGCUGUUGACCGGGGCCUGCGGGAGUGUCUGAAACACAACUACAUCCAGAGCCAGCUCAAUGCUCGCGACGCCUCGGGCCAGACACCGCUGCACGUGGCGUGCGAGCGGGGCGACGUGGUGUGCGUGCGCGAGCUGCUGGAGGAGAGCCAGGCGCGCACGGACAUCGCCGACCACAACGGCGAGACGCCCAUGCACUGCGCCGCCAAGCAGGAAACGGCCGCCGUCGUCAAGGUGCUGUGUUCACGUCUCUGCGCUGGUGUUAACGAGCUCAACACUGCGGGGGAGACCCCGCUCCACGUGGCGUGCCGUCUGGGUCGGGCCGAGGCCGUGGCCGCCCUGCUGGCCGGCGGGGCGCGCUGCGACGUGACGGGGGGCAGCGGCUACCCCAUCCACUCUGCCAUGAAGUACAGCGAAAAGGGGUGUGCAGAGGCGGUUCUUACAGCUGACCCAGGACAGCUCCAGGCUGAGGACCCUGUUUACGGAGGAAGUCCUCUCCACUGGUCCAAGACUGCUGAGAUGUGCAGGAUGCUGCUGGAGCGGGGUUGUGCGGUGAACUACCUCAGUAAGACGGGGGAGAGUGCACUGCACAUUGUGACCAGGAGGGGGCGCUUUGAGGCGGCCAUGGUGCUGAUGACCCACGGGGCCGACGCCAACCUCAGGGGGCAGGGCGGGAACACAGCGCUGCACCUCGCCAUGAAGAUGGACCAAAUGGACCUGAUCAAGGCUCUGAUCGUGUUCGGGGCGGACGUGGAAAUCCACAACGACCUUGGGGAGACUCCUGGGCUCAUCGCUGCUCGCACUAGCAAAGGUCCUAAUAGAAAGAUCCUGCUGGACAUGCUCUGUAGCGUGGGGGUCCAACGCUGCCACCCCCCCACGCCUACCAGCCCCCCCGCAGCUACGCCCUCUGCUCCAGCCAUAGGCUUUGAUGACCUAAUGCACGUGGCGGCCUCAGUCGGAGCGAUGAGUCGGGGGUCGUCGGCGGUGGACGGCGGUAAACCCCAGAGGAAGAAGGUGGACCGGUUGCUGUGUCUAGAUGGCGGGGGGAUCAAAGGUCUGGUUCUGAUCCAGCUGCUGAUCGCCCUGGAGAGGGAGGCGGGCCGACCCACCAGGGAGCUCUUCGACUGGGUGUCCGGGACCAGCACGGGGGGCAUCCUGGCCCUGGCCAUCAUCCAUGGUAAGUCCAUGGAGUACCUGCGCUGCCUGUACUUCAGGAUGAAGGAGCAGGUGUUCAAGGGCUCCCGGCCGUACGAGUCGGCGCCGCUGGAGGACUUCCUGAAGAAGGAGUUCGGCGAGAACACCAAGAUGGCCGAAGUCCGCUACCCCAGGGUGAUGGUGACCAGCGUGCUAGCGGACCGGCACCCCGGGGAGCUGCACAUCUUCAGGAACUACGAUCCCCCCUCCCUGGCCAGGGCGCCGCCCUACGCCUCCACCGCCACCUUCCAGCAGCUCACCAUCCCACAAGAGCAGCUGGUCUGGAGGGCAGCCCGCUCCAGUGGUGCCGCCCCCACCUAUUUCCGACCAAUGGGUCGUUUCCUGGACGGAGGCCUGCUGUCCAAUAACCCAACGCUAGAUGCCAUGACGGAGAUCCACCAGUACAACAAGGCUCUGAAGGCAGAGGGCCGUGGCCAGGAGGUCCAGAAGCUGGGCAUAGUGGUCUCCCUGGGCACCGGGAAGCCCCCCCAGGUGGUGGUGAACUCGGUGGAUGUGUUCCGGCCCUCCAACCCCCUGGAGCUGGCCAAGAGCAUAGUUGGCGCUAAGGAGCUGGGCAAGAUGCUGGUGGACUGUUGUACAGACUCGGACGGCUGUGCGGUGGACAGAGCCACGGCCUGGUGUGAGAUGACCGACACUAUCUACAACCGCCUGAGCCCCCAGCUCUCCCAGGAGGUGCUUCUGGACGAGGUGAGCGAUGCGGCUCUGGUGGACAUGCUGUGGGAGACCCAGAUGUACCUGUACGAGAACAGGGAGGUCCUGCAGACCCUGGCUCAGAGGCUGAUCCUCCAAUGAGGGGGGGAGGAGUGUGAGGAGAAGCAGAGACUCUAGGAGGCUUUGGCUUGAGAGUAGGAGCAUGAGUGGAGAAACGAGAGAAGGCGUGUGGCGUGUGCAUGCUUUGUUCUGUAGCAAAGACAUUGAGGAUCGCCAGGUUCCACUCCUUUACUCCACUGAAACAUCUGAACACAUUAAAUGAAACGCACACACACACACACACACACCGAGGUGUACUGUGUGUGGUAGCAAGUGACCUAAUGGCUGCUAAAAAAAACUGCCUUUCUUGAGGGACAGGAAUAAGUCCUUUGAACGGCUCCCUAAACAACAACAACAAUAAUGACAUCACACUGUAGAGACACAACCUGUCACAGUGACAUUACCUGAAAUAAGCCAAUCACAAACUGCGAUUGCAAUUACCAGCUUCUCACCAAUUUUGGCUUGUCUUAAUAAUGUCUAAGUAAGGGGUGGGGAUGUGGUGUUGCAUACUUCUAAUGAGAUCAUGCUGACCGUGGCCUCGUUUUCUGGAACGUUUGUUGUCCACACUUUGCUACUACACUCUAGCGCAACAUGUUUCCAUAACUGCUGCAUAUUUAUCUGAUACAUAUAGGCUGGUCUGUGAAGGUCACAUCAUGAGUGACUGAUUUCAGUGUUGAACUAUUUGCUUUUUUUUUUUAACCAAUAGCUCAGACUUCCCUUCUCGUAGCCCACUGUUGUCUUAAACGUGAAUAUCAAACCAAUAAUGCUGUUACCAUUGAAACGUAUAUCGCAAACCACUUAAAUACAGACCACCAAACCAAAUACUUGAAGUCAUUGCACUGCCUAACUGGAAUUUCCUUCUGUCUGUUAGAUUGUUAUCAUUAUUAAUAUGAACAAGUUUGUGCUAUAAUUUGUGCUAUAAUUAUGUGAACUAUUUGAUAAAAUGACCAAGAUAUGUCCAAGUGUCUUUUUUGCCAUUUGGAACGUUUUUUGCUGCACCAUGCUGCACCAAACUUCCGCUCAAUUUUCAUUUCACCCUCUGUUCAAAUGAAAUGAAGUACGAUGGUCUGGUAGGACCACCAGCCUAUAUUAAACCCAGUCUUGGAAUCCAAAUGCAACAGUAGCGCUUCAAACAUGUCUUGUGUGCUUGUCCGCCGACUUGUGGGUACAUUAUGUAACUGCAUGUCCAACCCAAUCAAAACGAAUUGAUCUAUGAAACCUUUAAAUGUAAUUCCGCAAAAUAAUAAGUCAUAGAAAAUGAUGGCAGGAUUGAAAUGGAAUAGAAGUUUAGAAGAUUAAAAACGUAUACACAAAAAUAUUACAGGUCACACUAUUUUAGUUGGCGAGGCGCGUCGUGGUAGCUGCCAGACAGAAGACCGACCGAUUUAUAACUCCUGCUCUGUAUUAAAUAAAGAGGAGCCUUUACAUUUGAAGUAAUGUUCAGGUAAGUCGUAUUUACUAUAGACAAACAUAUACCAGGUAAUACAUCCAAAGUAACAAUUCAUUAAACCAGAAGAUAAACAACCAAACCAGAGUUUGACGGGUGUUCAUCACAAUAAUAAAAGUAACGUUGUCAUGAGGUUGAAGUUUGAUUACCGUAGUCACAAACAAAUAGGUUAACUGGUCCAUUUCUCAGCUGAACCCACAGAUGGCGAUAUAUCCUCAGAGGAAGGCAGAAUUCAGGAAAAAGGAAGGUGUGUCAAGACGUGGUAUAAACACUAUCUGGUAAUCACGUUGACAAUAUUUUGGGGCAUAACAGUGACACGGAACGGUGAGCGGAUUCCAUCCCGGCACACAUACAAAGAAGC